AUGAAAAUGGUGAUACAGCUCUAAAUUUGUCAUUAAAAACUGACAAUUUAUUUUCUGUUAGGCAUUUAAUAGAAUUAGAAGCUUAGUUAGAAUAGGGAAGUUAUUAAGGAAAUAAUUCCACUCUUGCUUUAGAAAAUAACUUACCUAAUAUUUAAAUUUAAUUUAUCCAAAAUUAAAUUCUUCAAUAUUUACUGA
Molecule: messenger RNA, 195 nt
Organism: Paramecium sonneborni
Lineage: Eukaryota; Ciliophora; Oligohymenophorea; Peniculida; Parameciidae
Source: the annotation of a GenBank genome assembly